AUGCCGCUAGCUGGUCAUGGAUCGUCGCCGACACAAGAUGAAACGGAUCGGUUUGUACGGCUAGUGCAAGGAUUUACGAAGGACCAUCCUGGAGAAAUAGUUGGAGUUCACUGUACCCAUGGCUUCAACCGAACGGGUUUUUUGAUUGCAGCAUACAUGGUUGUUGCAAAGGAUUGGGCCGUAGAUUGCGCUGUGUUGACUUUUGCCAAAGAACGUCCAUGCGGUAUCUAUAAGCAGGACUAUUUGGGAGACCUGUUUGAGAGAUAUGGCGACCCAGAUGAUUGUCUUGAGGCUAGCCUUUCUCAAGCUUUAAGCAAUUUUAAGCAAUAUGCUUGA
Molecule: messenger RNA, 336 nt
Organism: Strongylus vulgaris
Lineage: Eukaryota; Metazoa; Nematoda; Chromadorea; Rhabditida; Strongylidae
Source: the annotation of a GenBank genome assembly